AGGAGGAGGAGGCAGGCGGGCGGGCGGACGAGGCCGCCCCCAUGGGCGGGUGUGUGGGCGCCCAGCACGACUCCUCGGGCAGCCUCAACGAGAACUCGGAGGGCACCGGAGUUGCUUUAGGUCGUAAUCAGCCUCUGAAGAAAGAGAAACCAAAAUGGAAAAGCGAUUAUCCCAUGACAGAUGGACAACUGCGCAGCAAGAGAGAUGAAUUUUGGGAUACUGCACCAGCCUUUGAAGGCCGUAAAGAAAUUUGGGAUGCUCUGAAGGCUGCUGCACAUGCGUUUGAGAACAAUGAUCAUGAACUGGCACAAGCAAUCAUUGAUGGUGCAAAUAUAACAUUACCGCAUGGUGCCCUUACGGAGUGUUAUGAUGAACUGGGAAACAGAUAUCAGCUUCCAGUCUAUUGCUUGGCCCCACCAAUCAACAUGAUAGAAGAAAAGAGUGACAUAGAGACUCUGGAUAUUCCUGAUCCAGCACCGAAUUCUGGAUAUGAAUGUCAACUCCGUUUACGUCUUUCCACAGGCAAAGAUCUCAAACUUGUGGCUCGUAGUACAGACACAGUAUACCACAUGAAGAGGAGGUUGAAUGCAGUGGAAGGGGUAGAACCAAGUAGUCAGCGCUGGUUCUUUUCAGGCAGGCCACUCACUGACAAAAUGAAACUGGAAGAAUUGAAGAUCCCAAAGGACUAUGUAGUACAGGUUAUUGUGAGCCAGCCUUUGCAAAAUCCAGCACCAGUUGAGAACUGAACUGGUCUUGUCGGCUGGUUUUCCCUUUUGGUUUUUCCUCCUUUAUGGCAUGAAAUUUAUUUUCACUGCCCUUAUUUACCUGUGAGUUCUGAGGAAUGACCAAUGAAAAAUUCCAUCUGUGAUGGAGAUCUACAUAAAAAAUAAAACACAAAGAGCCAGCCUUUGAGACUCAUAUGACUGCCAUUUCUAAUGCAAGAGUCAACAAAUGAAAUAACCAUUUAUUAAAAAAAAAAAGAAACCUAACAUAAAUGGCUUUGUUUAAAUGAUUUGAACAAUGAAUAAAGCAGCUAUCCAUGAAGAACAGCACCUUUUGAAUUCAGAAUAAGUUUUUUUAAGCAAACCAAAUUAAGCUAUUUCAAAAAAUUCCUACUGCAUAAUUUACCCCCAAAUGUAGCUUUUUUUUGACGGCAACAGAAGUGCAGUAUUUGUGAUGUUUCUUUUCUGAUUUUAACUGCUGUUAUUCAGACUCAUUCAUCAAGGGGAAAAAGUGGGAAAAAUAUUCCUAGCAUUGUGUUUCAGCAUUGCUUUCCCUUUUUUCAUGUGUUGAGGUUUUUAUGUUCAUACCAACCAAUUUUGGUACCUUUUUUCAGUCUGGUGGUAGGCAGACUUAUGCUGUUACUGACUCUGGAGCACUAGGCAAUAACUUAGUAAAUACAGUAAAAUCUCUUAUGUUA
Messenger RNA from Phascolarctos cinereus (koala), 1420 nucleotides. It is a transcript of the gene UBTD2, whose product is annotated as ubiquitin domain containing 2. Lineage: Eukaryota; Metazoa; Chordata; Mammalia; Diprotodontia; Phascolarctidae. Gene Ontology annotation, molecular function: protein binding. The record is from RefSeq and is a predicted model, not a curated record.